UUCCCGGUACAUGUAUCGAUACACUUGUAACAGUUAAAGUUUGUUUCGAUAGGCGAUUACUACUUUUUUUUUUUUUUUUUUUUUUUCCUGUAACGGCAUCAUGACUCCAGCGGCACUUAAUUGGGCCGCGCCGGGUCAGAUUUAUUGUAGCAACCGGCCCUGGCAACGCUCAAAUACAAGCUCGGCGUGGGGUCCGCGCGAGGGAAUGUCGUCGUGAGCGGGCCGCGGAACCGAACUCGCCUCCCUCGCAUGCACGUCUGAGGCGGAUAUUAUGGGAUGUGGCAGCUCCAAGACCACGGGGGUCCGCCCCGUACGACCCGCGGACGACGUUGAGAAAAGUGUGGAGGAUGACAUCAAAGGCAAAUGUGGCCGCGGCGACUCGGCCGCGUCUAAGGCGACGGAGGACAGCGGCGUGGUGGUGGAGAAUGGCGAGGUGCCCGCCGAGCCGCCCGCCUUACUGGGGCGGGAGGUCCCGAUGCGGGAUCGGCCCACGUCCGGCGAUAUCCUGCUGGACCUGCAGAACGAGGGGAUCAUCCCGGCGAGCCCCGGCGGCCAGGAUGUGACAGCCGGGCGGGCCUACACCAUCGUGCUGGAUGACAGCAAGGGUAUCAGACGCCGGCCUCCCGCCAGACUGGAGUCCCUCAGGGUCAAACGUCUGCCCAGCAAAGAGGAGAUGGAGGAGAAGAUGCGGCUCGCUGACGAGAGACGCAAGUCGCGUGAAGCCGAGCUGACGGCGCGCCUGAGGAGCAAGUCGGCCCGCGUCCGCCGAGCCGCCUUAGACCCGGACGCGGCCGACGGCGUCCAACACGGGCGUUGGCCUCCCGACGUCGACGCCGUUUGCCCCCCCGCGCCUGAGGCGGGGGAGAGUCCGAGACCCGACGGGGAGUCUGAGCUCCUCCGGUCCUCCGGGGGAGCUGGAGAGCGACUCCGUCUGGAUUCCGGCGAAGUUUUUUGAUAAAUAAGAAAAAAAAAAACAGGAAUGGACUCCCUGUACAUGUGCGAGGCUUCACUUUUGGACCAGCAGAACCGGCACCAGCAACAAGAAGAAGAAGAGCCCCCAUGCUGAUGCAGAAACCCCCAAACCACCACCAUCACGUCCAUCUACC
Messenger RNA from Syngnathoides biaculeatus (alligator pipefish), 1106 nucleotides. RefSeq names its product stathmin domain containing 1 (gene stmnd1). Gene Ontology annotation, biological process: neuron projection development; regulation of microtubule polymerization or depolymerization; microtubule depolymerization. Gene Ontology annotation, cellular component: neuron projection; cytoplasm. Gene Ontology annotation, molecular function: tubulin binding. Lineage: Eukaryota; Metazoa; Chordata; Actinopteri; Syngnathiformes; Syngnathidae. The coding region runs from base 272 to 955 and encodes 227 amino acids. The transcript has 5 exons. The record is from RefSeq and is a predicted model, not a curated record.